UUCUUAGAUUUUAGAGAUGGUUUUGUGUUUUGAUUGAAUCCAGUUAUGUGUAUAUGUUUGGAAUAUAGCAGAUUUGGAUUUCACUUUCUUGAUUAGUAUCAGGAUCUCUCCCUUUUUCUCCAAAUUCUAAAAAGAGCAGAAUGUAGGUGAAAAAUAAUAAAAAACAGUGAAAAAGCUAUGCAAAGAGGGUUACCAAAUUGGGCUUAUGAAUAAAUACAAAACGUGUAAAGACAAGUGUAAAGCAAAAGAGCUACCCCUAAGAUUAAGUCCAAGCAAUAUACUAACAGGAUCCAUUGAAUAGGAGUCCAACGCAGUACUAACAGAACUAGAUGCUGCUGCAGGUAGCAAUUUACUUCUACCACCAACAUUGUAAGUCUGAAACUCUCUCUGAGUUAAAUAGAGGGGAUCAGCAAGAAUGAUUGUCUAUGCAAAGGAAUAGUAUCACUGUAUAGAGGAGCUGGCUGUCUGAGAAGGUGCUCUCUUUCCAAAUCCCUCUUGUGCGGGUCUAGAAGAUCAUAGGUGAUGGCUACUCAAAUGAAGAAUAUAUGUGUAAAUGAAUCAUACGAUUGUAAUCUUGAAGAAUGGUUGAUUAAACACAACACUGAUGCUAGGUGGUCAAGCAAGCACCACACAUGGAAUUUGGAUCCUACUAAAGCAUCUAUCAAUUGGAACUUAGAAUGGCCCACAUUGGAGACGGUGCAAUUGGUGCAGGGCAUGAUAACAGCUGUCAUAGAAUUUCAUGAUAAGAAUGGAAUUCACGGUUAUCUUCAUAAUCAUAAGAACUUUUUGUUGAAAUUUGGAAUUAAGUGCUAUUUAGGUGCACAUGUGAGAGACAUCAUUAAAGUUUUUAUUGUGCAUGAUGAUAAGUCAGAGAAAAAAAAUGGUGAUUUCAAAGAGAAAUCGAAAAAUGCUGAUGUGACUGAGUUGGCUAGCAUGAUUUGUUAUACCAUACUUGGUAAAGAGAUGCAAGAGUUACCUUCUGAUUGGAUUAACCUAAUUGACAGCGUUAAUAUGUUAUACAUGAUUGAUAAACAAAAAAAUGUUAUUCCAGUGGAAUUCGUGAAGAAUCAUCCAGCAUUGUGGCCAUGGCGAAGGAGAUUCAUGUUUUAUGAGGAAUGUUGGGUUCAAGCUACACAUAGGACGACUGACAGGCACAUAUCUCAAGGACAAACAGAUUACAUCUGCAAUUGGGUUGAAAAUAUUGCAUUAAGUAUCAAAUUUGUUGAUUGGUCUUCUACUAUUCCUGUGGAUACACCAAUGCGACGACUUUUUAAUGAUAUGUGUGGGCGGUCUAGAUUAAAAACAAAUAAUGGCUAUGAUCUCCUUCACUUUCUCAGGAUUUUUCAUCAUCACUACUGUGAUAGAGAUAAGUCGCAAAAUCUCAUUGUACAUCAAACGGAUAGCAAGAAUUAUGAGGAGGACGAAUUUAUCGAAAUUGUAACAACACAGUGUUUUCCAUUGUUUUUGGUGACCAUGUACAAAAUAUUAUGCACGUAUGAUUUAUUUUUUUAGGUAUGUGCUUCUAGAAUUUAAUGAGCUAUUAUUUCUUUUUGUAAUUAGAAUUUAUUAUAUUAAUGUAUCUUUUUGUGCAA
This is a messenger RNA of Hevea brasiliensis (rubber tree), 1592 nucleotides long. RefSeq lists its product as uncharacterized. The record is from RefSeq and is a predicted model, not a curated record. Bases 523 to 1512 code for a protein of 329 amino acids. NCBI's taxonomy places the organism in Eukaryota, Viridiplantae, Streptophyta, Magnoliopsida, Malpighiales, Euphorbiaceae. The transcript has 2 exons.